AGUAGCAGCCGACGUUCUGGGAUAUUGGUGGAUUUAUAUGUUCUGUAUGGCUGCUUUUCCUGAAAGUGAAGUGCAAGUUACAGAAUUUCAUGCACGAAAACAGUGGUUACAAAUUUUGGAGGGAAAAGUUAGGGUCCCCUCGUCUUAUUCUUGCUCCUAUGGUAGAUCAAAGUGAGCUCGCGUGGCGAUUACUUAGUCGUAAAUAUGGUGCUGAAUUAUGUUUCACUCCUAUGCUUCAUGCAUCAGUUUUCGUUAAAGAUUCUCGUUAUCGAAGAGAAAAUUUGAUAACAUGUCCUGAAGAUCGACCUCUAAUUGUUCAGUUUUGUGCUAAUGAUCCCAAUAUCUUUGUUGAAGCCUGCAAACUCGCAGUUGGUCAUUGUGAUGCUGUUGAUUUGAAUUUAGGUUGUCCUCAGUCAAUUGCACGCCGAGGGCAUUAUGGUGCUUUUCUACAAGAUGACUGGAUUUUGCUAAAAGAAAUGGUUAGCAAAGUUCAUGAAGAGGUGGAAAUUCCAAUUACAUGCAAAAUUAGAAUUUUCUCUGAUAUUCAGCGCACUAUUCAGUAUGCUCAAAUGUUAGAAGCGGCUGGAUGUCAGUUGCUGACAGUUCAUGGUAGAACCAGAGAGCAGAAAGGGCCUCUUACUGGUUUGGCUAGUUGGGAACACAUUAAAGCUGUUAAAGCCAAUGUGAAAAUUCCAGUUUUUGCAAAUGGCAAUAUUCAGUACCUGUCAGAUGUUCAUAAGUGCUUUGAAGAGACAGGAGUUGAUGGAGUUAUGAUUGCUGAAGGCAGUCUUCACAAUCCAGCCUUAUUCCAAGGUGCUAACCCUUUUAUUUGGGACAUGGCCAUGGAAUAUUUAGAACUUGUAAAGCAAUAUCCUUGCCCUAUGUCAUAUGUACGUGGGCAUAUGUUUAAACUUUGCCAUCACUGCCUCGUUAUGGAAGAAAACAAAGAAAUACGUCAAAAAUUUGCUGUUGCCAGUAAUAUUGAGGAAUUUUCAUCUGCUGUUUUAGAGUUAAAGAAUAAAUAUGAAAAACAGUCAACUGAUGGUAGCUCUUUAAACCUCAUUAAUGAAAGUAACCUUCCUUUUCCACCAUGGAUAUGUCAACCUUAUGUGAGACCUCCGCCAGUUGUUAAUUUGAAAAAUGAAGUGAACUCUGCCACUUGCUCAACACCUUCUGUGAUACCUCAAAAGAGAUCAAAUGAUGAAAACUCUUUAUCUAGGAAAAAGUUAAAAAAACUCCAGCGAAAUCCUGACAAACAGUUUGGUGCUAAAAAGCAAAUGUUUGAGAAGUGCAAUAUUUGUUAUAAUCCUAAGGGUACAAAAUGUGCAUAUCAACUGUGUAAAGCUUGCUGUAGAGAAAAAACUUGUAAGCAAAAGCUGGACUGCAAAGGACAUCGAUUUUCCUUUAAUAAAAACAAAUCAUCAAAUCAUAUGAAUAAUGAUGGUAUCACAAUAAAUAAGGAUAUGGAUAUUUCCAGAAGUAAAGAUGAUUGCCAAGGAGCUGUUACAGUAGCACAUUUAUGACUAAAUUGUGUUUGAUUCUGUUUUUGAUAUGCUUUAUUUUAUUAAGACAAAAUGUUAUUAAAAGACUUGAUAACUAUUUUAUAAAUGCAUCUUUAAAAUUGAUUGUCCUGUAUUAAAUUUAACUGUUUUGCAUUAAAAAGAUUAUCACUUUGUAGUGGGGGAGCUCUUGCAGUUUGUAACCUGAUAGUUUUAAAUAAAAUUAGAAAAAAUAAUAGCAUUCAAAAAAA
Messenger RNA from Stegodyphus dumicola, 1750 nucleotides. It is a transcript of the gene Dus1, whose product is annotated as Dihydrouridine synthase 1. The record is from RefSeq and is a predicted model, not a curated record. NCBI's taxonomy places the organism in Eukaryota, Metazoa, Arthropoda, Arachnida, Araneae, Eresidae. Gene Ontology annotation, molecular function: tRNA dihydrouridine synthase activity; flavin adenine dinucleotide binding. Gene Ontology annotation, biological process: tRNA processing.